AUGAACGGCACGGCGCCUGCCAAUAUAUCGUCCGUCACGGCGUCCUUGGCGGAUGUUCUCGAUAUGCCUCCCGAGUUCAGCGCCCUGUUGACGGCUUUCCUGUCCCUCGCUGCUUUGCGCGAUUGGUUCAAGCUUGCCAUCAUCGGUGGCUUUAUUGAGACUUGUCGCAGACUCUACUCCACAUCCUGGACUGGGUUUCUCGAUAAAUUUUGGGUCGUUGCUUCCUUCGAUGACGAUGACACCAGCUACAAUUGGAUCCUUUUCUGGCUCUCCAAGCAUCCAACGUGGAGUAAAGCCAGAAGAAUUGAAGUCACCACCAGAGAUUUUGACCUGAACUCCGACCUUAUGGAAGAUGAUGAUGAAGAUCGUCAGAUGACGUACAUUCCAUCUCUGUCCUCAAAAUACUCCCUCUGGUACAAGGGCCACUACAUGACAGUCUCGCGUAGUGAAGUUCAGAAUGGCACAUGGCGCACGAAGGAGAGAGUAGAAAUAUGUAUUCUCAGUCGUGAUACUUCAAUCCUCAGCGAUCUUGUUCUUGAGGCCAAAACUUAUUAUAAGGCUGCGAAAGACCACUUGAUCGCUAUUCAUGUCUCUGAUCCUUCAAACAACUGGAGACGGGUCGCAUCUCGUCCAAAACGACCCCUUAAAUCCAUCAUCCUUGACCCAGGUAUAAAGGAUUUGCUGCUCAACGACGCAGAGGAUUUCCUGCAGAGCAGGGACUGGUAUUCUGACCGAGGCAUUCCAUUCCGCAGGGGUUAUCUAUUGUAUGGAGCCCCUGGUUCUGGCAAGACAUCCAUCAUUCAGAGCUUGGCUGGUGAACUGGGAUUGGAUGUCUUCAUCAUCUCACUCUCACGUUCUGGACUCGAUGACAGCUCGCUCAGUGAACUCAUUUCUGAGUUGCCAAAGCGCUGCAUCGCUCUCAUGGAAGAUAUCGACGCAGCAUUCCACCAGGGUGUUCGCCGGGACCGCGAGCUGGAUGCCACACCUGACUCCGGAAAGUCGGAGAAGCAAGAGCAUGACAAGGAGCGCGACUCGCCCCUCAGCCGAGUAACGCUUAGCGGGCUUCUUAACGCGCUCGAUGGCAUCGGUGCACAAGAGGGCCGCAUUCUCUUUGCGACCACAAACGACUACCACGCGCUCGACCCCGCAUUGUGCCGCCCCGGGCGUAUGGACCUACACAUUGAGUUCAAGCUGGCGAGCAAGCUUCAGGCGGAGGAGCUCUACAAGUGCUUCUACAUGCCUUCCGGCCCGGCCGCAGAGGAUGCUAAGGCACAAAGCGACACGUCUGGCGACUCCGGAUACGCGUCGCCUGCGUCGUCCGCCGCGAAGGAUCUUGCUGACGCCGGGCCGCCCUCUCCCACUGGGUCCACCGAUUCAACCACGUUAUCGUCAUCGGACGCUGAGAAGCAGAGUUUGCUGUAUACUGGCAGCUUGUCUUCUUUCCGCGCGCCACUGCUUCCUCGCGAGAAGGUCCACGAGCUCGCUGCGCGAUUUGCCGAGACGAUCCCCGAGCGAGAAUUAUCCAUGGCGAGCUUGCAGGGCUAUUUGAUGACGUACAAGAUCCGCCCUUAUGAAGCGGUUGACGGUGCACUUGCGUGGGUGGUGAAGCAGCUGGAGGAGAAGGAGAAGGCAAAGAGCGCAAGGGGACGUUCUGGGUUACGGCCUGAUGAUGUGACGCCUGACAAUGACGAUUGA
This is a messenger RNA of Sparassis crispa, 1695 nucleotides long. RefSeq names its product Mitochondrial chaperone BCS1. Gene Ontology annotation, molecular function: ATP hydrolysis activity; ATP binding. The transcript is spliced from 8 exons. Gene Ontology annotation, cellular component: mitochondrial inner membrane. Lineage: Eukaryota; Fungi; Basidiomycota; Agaricomycetes; Polyporales; Sparassidaceae. The record is from RefSeq and is a predicted model, not a curated record. Bases 1 to 1695 code for a protein of 564 amino acids. Gene Ontology annotation, biological process: mitochondrial respiratory chain complex III assembly; protein insertion into mitochondrial inner membrane from matrix.